Candoia aspera is the source of this 1949-nucleotide messenger RNA. RefSeq names its product ring finger protein 166 (gene RNF166). Gene Ontology annotation, molecular function: ubiquitin protein ligase activity. Gene Ontology annotation, biological process: ubiquitin-dependent protein catabolic process; protein polyubiquitination. Bases 16 to 780 code for a protein of 254 amino acids. The transcript has 6 exons. The record is from RefSeq and is a predicted model, not a curated record. NCBI's taxonomy places the organism in Eukaryota, Metazoa, Chordata, Lepidosauria, Squamata, Candoiidae.
GCCUCCCCUUCCGCGAUGGCGGCCGCGAUGUUCCGGAGCCUGCUGGUCUCGGCGGGGGGGUCCCGCGAGGCGCCCCCCGCGGCCGGCCCGCCGGGCGCCGCCCCCGCCCCGCCGCCGCCUCACCCACCCGAGCCCGCCGCCGCGCUCGAGGCCCAGUUCAGCUGCCCCAUUUGCCUGGAGGUCUACCAGCGCCCCGUCCGCAUCGCGCCCUGCAGGCACACGUUCUGUGGGGAAUGCCUGCAGCCAUGUCUCCAGGUUCCGUCUCCUCUCUGUCCCCUUUGCCGCAUGCCCUUUGACCCCAAAAAGGUGGAGAAGGCCUCCAGUGUGGAAAAGCAGCUGUCUUCCUUCAAGGCACCAUGUCGAGGCUGCAGUAAAAAGGUGACCCUUGCAAAGAUGAGAUCCCACGUCACAUCGUGUGCUAAAGUCCAGGAACAAAUGGCCAACUGUCCGAAGUUCGUGCCUGUGGUCCCAACUUCCCAACCCAUUCCAAGCAAUAUUCCAAACCGGUCCACGUUUGUCUGUCCCUAUUGUGGAGCACGGAACUUGGAUCAGCAGGAGCUAGUGAAGCAUUGCAUGGAGAACCACCGCAGUGACCCCAACAAAGUGGUCUGUCCGGUGUGCUCAGCCAUGCCUUGGGGGGACCCCAGUUACAAGAGUGCCAACUUCCUACAGCAUCUCCUGCACAGGCACAAGUUUUCCUAUGACACAUUUGUGGACUAUAACAUCGACGAGGAGGCCGCCCUGCAGGCCGCCCUGGCGCUCUCCCUCUCGGAGAACUGAGAGCCGCCCACCCGCCGAGCAGCAGACAGGAGCUGUUGCAGACCUGGCCCGGCUUUCUCUCCCGUGGAGCGAUGCGCCGCCCGCCCUGCCCGUGGGCGCCCGGAGGGAGGCUGCCGCCCUUUCCUCCGCUUUUGUCUUGCCUCGUUCGGUCAGGGAGCCUCUUCCUCGGGGCGGGGACAGCGAAAGAGGGCACUUCCCCUCCCUGGUUUGGCGGACCCGCUCUGUCCUGCCCGUUGGACAUUCCCCGCACAGCUAAGUACAGGCGGUACCCUUUAUUAAUACCGUCCUAGCACCAUCGGCCCUCAUUCCAUUAGUGGUUUAUAUUGCAACAAAACGUUUUGUGGGGAAACUGUAGUUUACAUUUUUUUAAUCGCCUGUGUCUUUUGGUUAAUUCACUGGAUUUUUUUAAUUUGGGGGGAAAAGAUCAGCAUGGGAGACUUCAACCUCGUACGAAUAUUUAUUACGCGCCGGGGUGCAAAUUGCCUGCUACUCAGCCGUUGUGGGCAAGGAAUUUUGGGCGAGGCUCUUGCGUGGAAGGAAAGCUGCAUUUCAGAGAGGCGGGCGACGCCCAGGCAAGAACAGACUGCCGUUCCUGGCCACAAGUUGUUUGGCCAAGUGCCCCUCUCCCCUCCCCAUGACUGACCUUGUUCAUUUUGUAUCUGCUUUUGUGAUACUCUAGAAGUUCUUUCUGGUUUUUUUCUACAUCUCUCCAUGUAACAAAUACUCUUCCCAUUUUAUAGCGAGGAUACAAAGCAGUUAACCCUUGAUAUCGCAAUAUCUGUGUUUGACUAGAAACAAUAGUAUUUUUAUGGAACAUUAUUUUUCAAAGUAUAUUUUUUAAAGAAAAGUGGCCUGGGUUCCAGAUCUUCGGGCUCUGCGGAGGAGGAGAGUCUCAAACCUGGAGUGAAGGAGGCGCUUCCUUUUGUUAAUUUCCGAGCAGUGGGUCGGGGGUCUUUUUUAAGGGUUUGGGGGUUUUCGUUCCCUGCAAGAAAAGAAAGAGGAAAAAAUGAAAUGACUUUUGGGGGAUUACUGCAAGUUGUAACCUUUUAGGGGAUUAUUGCAAGCUGUGAUUAAGCAAAACUGCUAAGGCUUUACUAUCCAGGUGUUCUGAUUGUGGGUCGGUGGGCCUGAAGGAGACUGGAAAGAAAUAAAAGCUGUGAAUAAGCUAC